UUCAUGUCUGUCGCUUCAGAGUCUGAACGAUUUCUUGGACAUCAAAACCACUUUAAACCUUCACACCAGACUAGCAGGAAAAGGAACAGCCAUGGACCCAACUUUGUAUGAUAAGAAGCCAGAGCCUGGAGAUCUAAUUGAAUUUUUCCGUGGGAUGUAUCAGCAUUGGGCUGUGUACAUUGGAGAUGGCUUUGUGAUUCACUUUGCACCUGACUCUGAAGUCCAAGGAGUGGGGAAUAGCGGCCUGAUGUCAGUGAGGCACAACAAGGUCAGGGUGAAGAAGGAGAAGCUCUCGGUUGUGGUGGGGUCUGACAAGUGGCGCGUUAAUAACAUCCUGGAUAAGAAGUUUGACGCCAGGCCUGUUGACCUGAUCCUGAAAGACGCAAGGCGGAUGGUGGGAGCAGAACUUCACUACAAUAUCGCCACGAAGAACUGUGAGCAUUUUGUCACAGACCUGAGAUACGGGAAGCCAGAGUCUCGCCAGGUGUGUCAGGCUGUGGAUGCUUGCUUGGUGUUGGGAGGCGCUGCGGCCAUCGCUCUUGUUGGAUUCUGUGGGAUUCGCGCCCUGGCAAAAGCCUUUAGAGAUGAAGAAAAAGAGAAGGAGAAGGAAUAUCAUUACUGAUCUGUACUAUCCACAAGAGAUGGGAAUGCUUUAUAAGCAGCCAUUCAACAGCAAGCUUAAUAGAUUAAUUAUUCAAACAGCGCUUCUAUACUCCUCUGAUUGAAUUGAUCAAUAACUGCCAAUAUCAGCUUUUAAAAAUUGAAAUUAACUUGGGUACUGAAUUUAUUGAGGAUGAUUGGAAAGCAACAGACUGACAGACUGAGGGAGACUCAGUAUAAGAUACUUCAUAGGCUGCAUAUCACCCCAGUUAU
This is a messenger RNA of Osmerus eperlanus (European smelt), 873 nucleotides long. Its product is annotated as phospholipase A and acyltransferase 3-like. NCBI's taxonomy places the organism in Eukaryota, Metazoa, Chordata, Actinopteri, Osmeriformes, Osmeridae. The record is from RefSeq and is a predicted model, not a curated record. The transcript is spliced from 4 exons. Gene Ontology annotation, cellular component: cytoplasm. Gene Ontology annotation, biological process: N-acylphosphatidylethanolamine metabolic process. Gene Ontology annotation, molecular function: A2-type glycerophospholipase activity; glycerophospholipid phospholipase A1 activity. Bases 92 to 622 code for a protein of 176 amino acids.